This is a messenger RNA of Tremella mesenterica DSM 1558, 2968 nucleotides long. RefSeq lists its product as uncharacterized. The coding region runs from base 16 to 2895 and encodes 959 amino acids. Gene Ontology annotation, molecular function: ATP binding; mismatched DNA binding; ATP-dependent DNA damage sensor activity. The record is from RefSeq and is a predicted model, not a curated record. The transcript has 16 exons. Lineage: Eukaryota; Fungi; Basidiomycota; Tremellomycetes; Tremellales; Tremellaceae. Gene Ontology annotation, biological process: mismatch repair. Gene Ontology annotation, cellular component: MutSalpha complex; nucleus.
GGUACAAACCCUUUCAUGACGCUUGCGGAACAGCGGAAGAUAGAAGCCACACAGGCCAAACGUGACGCCGAAGAAUCGUACAAGUUCCUUCUUCCGGAAAACCUCAAAGACGCCGAGGGUCGCCGACCAUCUGACCCUGAUUACGAUGGCCGUACUCUUUAUAUCCCCAAAGAGGAUUGGAGAGGUUUCACACCAUUCGAGAGACAGUUUUGGGAGAUCAAACAGAACCAUUACGACACUGUUCUCUUCUUCCAAAAGGGCAAAUUCUUCGAACUUUAUGAAGGAGACGCACAAAUUGGACAUGAUCAAUUUGACCUCAAGCUGACUAAACGAGUUAAGAUGCAAAUGGUCGGAGUGCCCGAGCAAAGUUUCGAUGAGUUUGCCGCCAAGUUCCUGGCCCACGGUUAUAAGGUAGGCAAAGUAGAACAAGUAGAGACGGCCAUAGGUGCCGAGUUGAGGAGGAACGCCGGAAAGGGCUCUUCUACUCUGAAAGAAGACAAGAUAGUGCAGCGUGAGCUCGCGCAGAUCUUCACCAACGGGACCAUCGUCGAUGGAGCGUAUCUUUCCACCCAUGAAUCAAAUCACUGCGUGGCUGUUAAAGAGCAAGUAGAUCCCAACGGCACCGUUGUUUAUGGAGUAUGCGUACUCGACGCCUCGACUGGCGAGUUCCAACUCACCGCCUUGGAAGACGACGUCCUUAGAACAAAGUUGGGCACGUUAUUCCGUCAGAUCCGUCCCAAGGAGUUGCUACACGCUAAAGGCAACUUGUCCUCCCCGACUUUGCGUUUGCUGCGAAACAUUUCACCGCCUAAUGUCUUAUGGCAAGACUUCAAGGAUGGUGUCGAAUUUUAUCCCGUGGCAAAAACUCUCGAGGAGCUAGGGAAGCUUUUUGAAGUUGAGGGUGAUCUGGCAGACAUGAAAGCAACUCUACCUAAUGCAAUCAAGACCAUGUUGAAUGAACCCCUCGCCAUCGAAGCUUUGGGUGGCAUGCUAUUUUACCUGCGCUCGCUUAAUUUGGACAAAGAUCUGGUUUCGCAGGGCAAUUUCACUAUCUUCGAUCCUACUCGUGAAGGCAAGGUUCUUAUCUUAGAUGGGCAGUCUUUGGGACAUAUGGAAAUAUUAAUCAACAACGAAGGUGGUCACGAGGGUACUUUGUUGUCUCUGCUUCAGAAUUGCGUGACUCCUUCCGGUAAACGAUUAUUCCGCAUGUGGAUCACUGCACCUUUGUGUGAGGUGCGAGCAAUCAAUGACAGACUUGACGCCGUCGACGACAUAAUGCAUCACCCAGACUUUGCUGGCAUGUUCACUUCUUCGUUCAAGAAUUUGCCCGACUUGGAACGACUCGUCUCCCGUGCUCAUGCGGGUUCAAUGAGACAGAAGGACUUUUUGACGAUCAUCGAGGGCUUCCAGACAGUUUCCAGCACGCUAAAGACGCUUGUCUCGUCAUCCUCAUCUUUCUCCACAUCGCCAGUGCCGGACCUACUUCGUGGAGCGCCCGAUCUGAAUCCUCUACUACAGCACAUGCGCACCCUGUAUCAUGUCGUCCAAGAGGGGAAGACCAUCGACAUCCUACCCACUCAAGGCUCAGACAGAGAGUGUGAUCAAGCCGAUGCCAACGUCGCAGAGCAAGAAGGUAUCCUGGAGCAACUGCGAGAGAAAGCAAGGAAGCAACUUCAUCUCGCCCGGGGUGAGAUCGCAUAUUGGCAUUCUAACCAAGGGGGCAAGGAGAUCUACCAGUUGCAAGUUGCCGCCGAUGUUGAAGUACCCUCGAGCUGGAGGAAGCAGAGUGGGACAAAGACUGUGUCUCGGUAUUACAAUUCUGAGAUCACGCCUGUUAUCCGAAAACUGCAAGAGGAAAGAGAGAUGCAGAGUGUGGCCAAGAAGACUUUCUUUCGGCGUUUGCUACAAAAGUUUGAUCAAAGUCGUCGUGAAUGGUUGAAUGCUGUCAAAACAGUAGCGGAGCUCGACUGUCUCGUGUCACUCGCCAAGGCAUCUUCCAAUAUGGACGAGCCCAAAUGUCGACCUGUCUUCAUAAACAGUCCUGAAGCGUUUAUCGACUUUACAGAGCUUCGUCAUCCCUCCAUGUGUCUUCGGGCGGAUUUCAUAGCCAACGACGUUCGCUUAGGGAAAUCGGAGCCUAGGACAGUCUUACUCACCGGACCCAACAUGGCCGGGAAGAGCACGUUACUCCGUAUGACCGCAUCGGCCGUGAUCAUGGCUCAAUUGGGAUGUUAUGUCCCCUCUGCCAGCGCGACAUUGAGUCCCAUCGAUAGGAUACAAACACGUAUGGGAGCGUAUGACAACAUGUUCGCCUCUGCCAGUACUUACAAGGUGGAGUUGGACGAGUGUAGCAAGAUCCUCCGUGAAGCUGGACCCAAAUCUUUGGUCAUCCUAGACGAACUCGGUCGAGGUACUUCAACACACGACGGUAUGGCCAUUGCCAUGGCUGUUUUACAUCAUUUGGCUACUCAUACUCUCCCUCUCGGUUUCUUCGCUACGCAUUACGGCUUACUCGCGGAUGAAUUUCUUUAUCAUCCUAAUAUCCGAAAUAUGCACAUGCAGACUCACGUGGAUGAAGAUCUUCUCCAAGUGGUCUUUUUAUACAAACUUAUCCCCGGUGUGGCCGAAUCGUCACAUGGGACCCACGUCGCGCACAUGGCAGGAGUCCCCACAUCCGUAGUCACCCGUGCUCAGAAAGUCUCCGCGGAGUUCUUUGAUGAUACCAAAAAACGACUCGCCACUCGUCGAAAGACCACUAUACCUCUCACUGCUCAAGCGGAUUUCUCAUGGUUGAUAAGACUCGCCAUGGGUCAGAACGAAGAAACGACUGCCAGUCUUUCUCAGAGGUUGAAAAUGGUCACUGAGGCCAUAGGGGGAUAUGAUCUGUCCGGUUGAAGUUUAUGGGGAGAUGAAAGUAUCUACAAUCAUCUGUAAAUUUGCAUUCAAACAUGUAUUCUGUGCAUUAACU